AUGGAUCAGGAGUUCUCAACAGAUGUGAUCCUAGGGAAAGGUGGAGAUCUGGUCAUACUCUUGCAUGGCAUCCUGAGACUUGGGAAGACUUCCACAGCCGAGCGCGCUGCAGUACAAAUAAGAAGGCCAGUCUUCCACAUUACCUGCGGUGAUAUUGAUACUACGCGAGGUCAAGUUGAAGAACGGUCAAACGGAUACUUCGACGUGGCCUAUAAGCGACAGAUGGGAAAUGCGUUUGAAACCGCGAUCUCAUUGGCUAAGUGGGACUAUCAAGAGAAUGGAAGCAAAAGUGAUGAACAGUUGUGUCUCUCGUUAGAGCAACUCAAAGUCUUGCUCAGACGAGCGCACAUUUCGACACCCACGUAUCCACCAUGCAAGAACGAAACCCCGCGGGAACAUAGUGGUGGAUCAGCUCAUUUGACGAGAAGAAGGCGUAACAGACGCAGUCGUAGGAAAGCAGAAAGGCUGUAUGAAGACGAAGAUAAGGAUUCAGACUCGGAUGGGAAUGAGGCAAAGAUGAAGAAGCUCAAGGCGGAGCUGGAGAGGAGAAGGAAGAUCAAGAAAUCCAUCUGUUAG
This is a messenger RNA of Letharia lupina, 576 nucleotides long. RefSeq lists its product as uncharacterized. The coding region runs from base 1 to 576 and encodes 191 amino acids. The record is from RefSeq and is a predicted model, not a curated record. The transcript is spliced from 2 exons. NCBI's taxonomy places the organism in Eukaryota, Fungi, Ascomycota, Lecanoromycetes, Lecanorales, Parmeliaceae.